Molecule: messenger RNA, 1758 nt
Organism: Ambispora leptoticha
Lineage: Eukaryota; Fungi; Glomeromycota; Glomeromycetes; Archaeosporales; Ambisporaceae
Source: the annotation of a GenBank genome assembly
AUGGCCUGUAAUUCCAACCGCUCUUACAGGGAAAAUAAAGAGAACGAGACCUCUAAUCCAAGUCGCUUAUACAAAAAAAAUAAAAAAGAUAAUUUUUACGAAAAAGGCGUAAGCGCAUUCAAGGAAGGUGAUUUUGAAAAUGCAGAAAUAUAUUUUACAAAGGCAAUUGCAGAAGACCCGGAUGUUUUUCUUAUUUACGAGUUUCGUUGUUCUGUACGCGAAAAGUUAAAAAAAUCGGAAUUGGCAUAUCAAGACGCAUUGAAGAUGAUUGAAUUGGAAGGAACAUCCGCAAAAGGAUACAUUCGAGCUAACCGUGCUUUGAGGCAAUUAAAUCAACACGCUAAAGCUCAAGAAAUAUUGCAUAACGGUAAACAAAAAGUAACACGGAAUGGACCACUCUAUCAGAGAACUUUUGUUGGGCGUAGUUAUGAUUUCAUUCAACUUCUUCCAAAUGAGAUUGUUCAUGAAAUACUUCAAAAGCUACCAUUAAAGAGCCUCUGCAAAGCGACCUUAGUAUCCAAAAACUGGAGGAAUUUUAUCAAUUCUUCAUCAUUAUUAUGGAGUCACUUGGAUUUCACCAGCAAUCAAAUAUGCAACAGAAUUACAGACCAAAUUCUUCUCAACUUCGCAAAGAGAGCUAAUCGCCAUUUGCGAUCACUGAUCUGUUGUGAAUCGAUAAAUCUUUCAGAUGCGUCAUUGAAAAUCUUGGCAAAUUAUCGAUGCACUCAUAUUGAAAACUUUGAAAUCACCGUCAACAAGAAAAUAACCAGCUCUCGCUUUACAAUGUUCUUUAAAUCUAUGGGUUUGCAUUUGACUAACAUUAAUUUGCUGGGAACGAUGGCAAGCACGCAAACGGUAAAAAUCAUUCUGGAGACAUGUUCAGAUCUGAAAGCACUGAAUAUCUCUUAUUGCCCAAAGAUUUCAGAAGAUCCAUUCAAUCCACAGAUAGUAAACUCCAAAGUAUCCAAUCUGCAAGAGAUCUAUCUGCAAGAAUGUCCUGCUGUCAGUAAUAGUACGCUCGAUUAUCUGUUACUAUUAUUCCCGAAAUUGGUCAAGCUUGAUUUACGUGAUAAUCCAAAAUUAACUACUGAAAUUUUCGAUGGACUUGGCAACUUCUCCGAAUUGGAAUCGGCUCAAUUAAAAUUGUUAAAAAAUGAAUAUAAUAUCAUGCGACCAUUCGACGAAUCUUUUCCAUAUUUUGUGAAUUCAUGCUCGCGCAUUAGAUAUUUCCAAUUCUCUUUUUUCACUUCAAUGACUGAUUCCUCCAUCCAAUCACUGACACAAGCAUGGUAUGACCUUGAAACCUUGGAUUUACAAGGAAAUAUCCAGUUAAGCGACCAGACUCUACGUCAUAUCAGCGAAAAUUGUGAGAAACUGAGAGUAUUGAUUAUAGGCCAAUGUCCAAGAUUGACAGAUGAAGGCGUGAAUUUUAUUGGCAAUUCUCCAAGUGGAUUACGUGGCUCCCUCGAAAUCUUUGAUAUCUCUCACAACCCAAACAUCACAAAUACAUCCUUGACGUCUAUCGCAGAUAAUCUAACAAAUCUACGUGAACUUUAUAUCUCAAACUGUCCAAUGAUUACGGGAAGCGGGGUUGCAUAUUUGGUGCGUGCAAGGGUUGACAAAUUGAGGUACCUUGCUGUUGAAGGAUCCCCUAAUAUUGCAAGUGAUGCGAUUUCUUACGCUCGAAGAAUUUUAGAGACUAGAGGUGGAAAAUUAAGUCAUGUUCGAAAUGAGAAGGGAAAGAAAUUAUUCGUGUAA